AUGGCUGCCACCGCUUUCUUCGCUACCAGCUCCCUCGUCAGCUACGGCCGCUCGGGCUACAACAAAGGUAACUCGGACGAUGACGAGGAGCAGAACAAGCUCCGUGACUAUGGCCGCUCCGGAUACAACAAGGACGACAAGGACGACGAGGAAGACAAGCAGCACUGA
Molecule: messenger RNA, 168 nt
Organism: Chaetomium strumarium
Lineage: Eukaryota; Fungi; Ascomycota; Sordariomycetes; Sordariales; Chaetomiaceae
Exons: 3
Coding region: 1-168 (55 amino acids)
Source: RefSeq, a predicted model, not a curated record